Brugia pahangi is the source of this 402-nucleotide messenger RNA. Lineage: Eukaryota; Metazoa; Nematoda; Chromadorea; Rhabditida; Onchocercidae. The record is from the annotation of a GenBank genome assembly.
AUGAUAAAUAUUUAUUUACUCUUUUUUUUUAAUGUACUUUUAACAUUGGUACAAAUGGAAAGAGGUGAAGAACAUGUCCAUAUCAAUUAUAUUACACCAUUGGAUAUAUGGUUUCGUGCAAUGAAAAUAUUUACCGUUUUAUCAUUAUUUGAAUCAGUCGUCGUUUUAGCACUUAUAAGAGCUACUAGAGCUAUUGAAAAACGACGUUUGGAAGCUGCAAAUGAAUUUGAGCGUGAGAUUUUUCGCGUAAAAAAACGACAAGUAAUACGAUUAUAUCAACGCCUAGAUUAUUUCACGCAAAUUUUUUCACCCUUACUAUUUACAACAUUUCUCAUGUAUUAUAUUAUGAAUGUUGUUCAUGGUGAACAUAGUGACUGUAAUGCAAGUACAAUUAAUAAUUAA